This is a messenger RNA of Orbilia oligospora ATCC 24927, 846 nucleotides long. RefSeq lists its product as uncharacterized. Gene Ontology annotation, molecular function: oxidoreductase activity, acting on NAD(P)H, oxygen as acceptor. Lineage: Eukaryota; Fungi; Ascomycota; Orbiliomycetes; Orbiliales; Orbiliaceae. The record is from RefSeq and is a predicted model, not a curated record. The coding region runs from base 1 to 846 and encodes 281 amino acids. Gene Ontology annotation, cellular component: intracellular anatomical structure. The transcript has 6 exons.
AUGUCUGUUGCACCUUCGCCUUCCCGGACUUCCGUCAAAGAACUCUUUGAUCUAAAAGGUCGUUUCGCUAUCAUCACAGGUGCAGGCCAGGGUAUUGGCUUAGACGUAGCCCACGCAUUUGCAGAACAAGGUGCCAAUGUUGCGAUAUGGUAUAAUACCAAUGGCGCAGCUGUCGACAGAGCAGCAGAAAUUAGUAAAAAGUAUGGCGUUGUUUGCAAGGCUUAUAAAGUUGGGGUAACGGACGAGCAGGAAGUAAUCAAUGCUGUUGAUGAACAAAUCAAGGAGUUUGGAGGGAAACUUGAUAUCUUCGUUGCAAACGCCGGGGUGGCUUGGACGCAGGGUCCAAUCUUGGGUACCGACCCUUCGGACCCCAGCUCGAGGCCGGACAUAUCAUGUUAUGAAAGAAUUAUCAAGACAAAUGUCGACGGCGUCUUUUAUAGUGCAAGGGCCGCAGGUGCCCACUUUAGACGUCAAAACCUCGAAGACCCUUCGUUUCGAGGAUCAUUUAUUGCCACCGCCUCGAUGAGCGGCCAUAUCGUUAAUCUCCCCCAGCUUCAGGCUGUGUACAAUAUGUCCAAAGCCGCCGUGGUGCACUUUUGCAGGAGUCUUGCCGUCGAAUGGGCUGGAUUCGCGCGAGCGAAUAGCAUUUCCCCGGGUUAUAUCAUCACAGAGAUCGGUAACUUUGUACCGUUGGAGCAGAAGAAACAGUGGCAUGAGAAGACUCCUAUGAGACGAGAAGGAUACACCCACGAGCUGAAGGGUGCUUAUCUACUGUUGGCCUCGGACGCUGGUAGUUACAUGACCGGCUCUGAUAUUAUUGUCGACGGCGGCUACUGCUGCCCUUGA